GUUAGUCAGGUGGUGACUGUUGCUUACACAGUUACCGCAUUUGUAGACGUCGUUAUACACGGACGUCAGUAGUAGAUCGAUAUAGAAUCAACCGAUCUGAGGUAGCCACUGUGGCCUGUAUAUUAUUUGUUUCAGGUCAAGGAUGAAUCACUUUCCAGUUAAAACAAAAAGAAUAGUUUCAAAUGCUCCUGGCACAAUAUUUGGGAUCGCUCCUUAUGAUAUCAUAGAAGAUAUUCUUAUUGGCUUGGCUAACGACAAUGAGACUGUACUGGAACACUUGACAGAGCACAAUGGCGCUUUUAAACAACCAAAAGUUAUAGAACUGGUCUUCUUAUUGUCAGAACACUGGCAUCAGGACAGCUCAACUAAGUACAUUGCAGUGGAAUUAUUAGACAGGUUUAUGAUCUUACAUGUAGAGGAGCUUUAUAAAUCCAGUGUAGAAAGCAUGAACAUAUUGGAAACAGUACAGGCCAAGACAUGGAAAUCAAUAAAAGCUAGUCUGUGUGAAAUGUUCAUACUACGCAUGGUGUCCUGUAUCCAGAUCACAAGCAAGCUGCACUUCCACUACCAUAUAAUCAAUAAUAACACAAUCCUGCAGUUCCUGACAUCAUCAGGUUAUAUCUGUAAUAAGGAGGAGUUACUACAAUCUGAACUUACAGUGUUAAAAACUCUUCACUUCCAUAUAAAUAUCCACUCUCCAUUUACUUAUGUAGAAACGCUACUAGAGGUUUUAGGACAAAAUGGCUGUUCUGUUUCGUUAAAGGACAUACGUGAUAUGUGUGUAAUGGUCCUGGAUUUGGUUUAUCUUCUGAGAAAUCCUAUAUAUGACACUGUGCUAAAAGCAUCUGUGGAUCUGUCAACUCCAAAUAGCUCACAGAGGAGCAGGUUUCUGACCAUAAAAGAAGAUCAGAUGCUCCUGGCUACUGGAGUCAUUUCAGCCAGCAGUUUUAUAAUAAGCCAGGACUACUGGAACCAGGUUCUGGAACAUUUAAGUAACAUCACAGGCAUCACAGUGAACUCUGUGUUUGAAGUGUGCUCUGCAAUACUGAAGCACUGUAUAGGAGCCAUUGUCCUGCCCAGUCAUUAAGACUUGUGGCACCGAAGAAAGAAAUUAUUAAUUUAAAAAAAACUGACACCAGAGAAAAUACUUGAACCCACAUUUGCUUUAGUUUUCCCAGUCACUUCAAUAUUCAUAUCAAAUACAUUUGUUUUCUAUUUUUGAGUACUUAGAUGAACGUGGGAAACGUGAUAGAUUUAGAUUACCAAACUUCCCUAGAUCCAUAGUUGCUAGAACAUUCUAUAUUUUGCUGUUUGUAGAAUAAAUUCAUGUAUGUUUGUGUUAAGCAAU
Messenger RNA from Pseudophryne corroboree (corroboree frog), 1348 nucleotides. It is a transcript of the gene CNTD1, whose product is annotated as cyclin N-terminal domain containing 1. NCBI's taxonomy places the organism in Eukaryota, Metazoa, Chordata, Amphibia, Anura, Myobatrachidae. Gene Ontology annotation, cellular component: site of double-strand break. Bases 143 to 1087 code for a protein of 314 amino acids. Gene Ontology annotation, biological process: reciprocal meiotic recombination. The transcript has 8 exons. The record is from RefSeq and is a predicted model, not a curated record.